AAUUCCCUCUGCACAAAUUAUAAAAACCAAAGGCACUCUUUUCCCAAAUGGAGAUCAUUUUUACUGAAGUUCUAUUGUUUUCCCCAAAUCUUCUUUAUCUUUAUUUCCCUAUUUUUGUUGUUAAACUUCGUCAAGUCCCUCCUAUGCUACUCGAUCUUAUUUCACGAAUCCUUUUGCUUUUCUCCCGCUAAUCUUGACAUCUCUUUCGUCUUCCACUUAUAAAUAACAACACAAAAAGUGACAUUGAAACCUCGCGAUGGAAGUGGAUUGAAGCUGAAGCGAUCCUAUUGAUUUCCCCAUCUCUACCCCACCAACACAACUCUGGUUUCCUUGUGUUGCUCAACUGAGCAGAUUCUUUUUUCGUUAUUUUUUUAUUUUUUAUUUUUUUCUCUCCCUGGCUUACUGAUUUCAAGGUCAUGUGGCCUAGCAUGGCAGCUGGAAAGAGCCUUAGAAAGAGAAUGAGCAACAAUAUAUAUGCUACACACUCUGAGGAUUUGUCCGAAACAAUGGUGGAAACUCAAAUCUCAAAUCGAGGAUCUUUCAGUCCCAGAAAGUCUUUCAUUGCUCAAGAAACUUUCAAGUGCGAGCUUUACCAAUCAAUUUCUUCCUCUAUGCCCCAAAUCAUAGCUGUUUGUGAGUUCAUGGAACGUUGGAGGCAUCACACCACCAGAUAACCUGAGCCUCGAGGAUUUGCUCGACACACAAAACAGCAUGGCAGAUAUAUACGUUCUUGGGUUCCAAGAAAUUGUGCCCCUCAAUGCAGGAAAUAUUUUGGGCUCGGAAAACAGCAAUAUUUCCAAGACAUGGAAUGCUCUCAUAAAAGAAACUCUCAACAAGAGAAUGGAAAUAGAAGGCAGACUUCAGAAUACAGAAUUUGGAGAGACUCCAAGAGUUCAUCCUAUAAAGAUGCACAACUCUACCAACUCAAGUGCUUCAGAUUUCCAGUGCAUAAUAAGUAAACAACUGGUAGGAAUAUAUAUUACCAUUUGGGUCCGAGCCGAGCUACAUGAGCAUAUCAGUUAUCCAAGUGUUUCCCGUGUAGGUUGCGGUCUCUUAGGACGCCUCGGAAACAAGGGUGCAGUUUCUGUCAGAUUUUGGUUGUGGCAAACAAGCAUCUGCUUUGUGUGUAGUCAUUUAGCUUCAGGCGGAAAAGAAGGCGACGAGAAACAGAGAAAUGCAGAUGCAGCACGAAUAUUGUCACACACAAUCUUCCCUACCAGCCCCCUCCAAAAGUUGCCAAGAAACAUCCUAGACCACGAUCGGGUGAUUUGGCUAGGCGACUUGAACUACAGGAUAAACCUGCCAGAGGCUACAACAAGAAACUUAGUAAAGAACAAGGAGUGGAGCAUUUUAUUACAAAAUGAUCAGCUGAAGACUGAGCUAGCAAAAGACCAUGUCUUUGAGGGUUGGCAUGAGGAGGAAAUCAAGUUUGCUCCCACAUAUAAAUACAAUCAAAAUUCUGAUGAUUAUUAUGGAUGCAAUAAAAGAAUAAAAGAGAAAAAGAGGAGAUCUCCUGCAUGGUGCGAUCGAAUAAUUUGGUUUGGCAACGGAUUGAAGCAAAUUCAAUAUAAUAGAGGAGGGAUGAGACUGUCGGAUCACAGACCUGUCCAAGCUAUUUUCAUGGCAGAGGUCGAUGUCUUGUCUAACAAAUUUGAUGAUUUAUGAAACUAUUUCACAUAAUGCAUUAUUGA
Molecule: messenger RNA, 1691 nt
Organism: Olea europaea var. sylvestris
Lineage: Eukaryota; Viridiplantae; Streptophyta; Magnoliopsida; Lamiales; Oleaceae
Product: type IV inositol polyphosphate 5-phosphatase 9-like
Exons: 7
Coding region: 712-1665 (317 amino acids)
Biological process (GO): phosphatidylinositol dephosphorylation
Molecular function (GO): phosphatidylinositol-4,5-bisphosphate 5-phosphatase activity; inositol-polyphosphate 5-phosphatase activity; phosphatidylinositol-3,4,5-trisphosphate 5-phosphatase activity
Source: RefSeq, a predicted model, not a curated record